Macrobrachium nipponense is the source of this 2094-nucleotide messenger RNA. RefSeq names its product basic proline-rich protein-like. Bases 1 to 2094 code for a protein of 697 amino acids. The transcript is spliced from 2 exons. NCBI's taxonomy places the organism in Eukaryota, Metazoa, Arthropoda, Malacostraca, Decapoda, Palaemonidae. The record is from RefSeq and is a predicted model, not a curated record.
AUGGCGGGCCGUACGCCCCGCCCGUCCCGAGACGCCGGCGGGCGCGCCCGCCCGUCCCCGGGGACGCCUGGCGGGGCCGUCGCCCCGCCCGUCCCGGGACGCCUGGCGGGAACCGUCGCCCGCCCGUCCGGGAACGCCCUGGCGUGGCCGGUACGCCCGCCCGUCCCGGGACGGCCUGGCGGGCCGGUCGCCCGCCCGUUCCCGGGAACGCCUGGCGGGUGGCCAGUCGCUCCCCGCCCGUCCCGGGACCGCCCUGUGGCGGGCCGUCGCCCCGGCCCGUCCCGGGACCCGGGCAGGACGGGCCGUCGGGCCCUGGCCGUCCCGGGACCCGCCAGGGGGCCGUCGCCCGGACCCGUCCCUGGCCCCCCCCCCCCCCCCCCCCCGGGGGGGCCCGGGGGCCUGGCGGGCCCCCCCCCCCCGGUUUUACCCGCCCCGCCCGUCACCGGGACGGGCCAGGCGGGCCGUCGGCACCGGCCGUCCUCGGGACCCGCCUACGGGCCUUCCCGGGCACCCGCCCGUCCCGGGACCGGCCUGGCCGGGCCCUCGCCCGCCCGUCCCGGGACGCCCUGGCCGGGCCGUCGCCCGCCCCGUCCCGGGAUGGACGGGCCUACGGGCCAGUUCGGCCCGGCCGUCCCGGGACGCCUGGCCCGGGCCGUCGGCCCGCCCGUCCCGGACGCCAGGCGGGCCGUCGCCCCCGCCCGUCCCGGGACGCCUGGCGGGCCGUCGCCCCGCCCGUUCCCGGCACGACCGGGCCAGGCGGGCCGUCGGCCCGGGGCCGUGUUCCCAGGACCCGCCUGGGGGCCGGGUCAACCCGCCCAUCCAAGGGACGGCCUGGCGGGCCGUCGCCCGCGCCGUCCCGGGACCCGCCCAGGGGGGGCCCGUCGCCCGCCCGCCCGGGACGGCCUGGGCGGGCCGGUCGCCCCGCCCGUCCCGGGACGGCCUGGCCCGGGCCCGCCGGCGCCCCGUCCCGGGACCGCCCAGGGUCGGGCCGUCGCCCAGCCCACCAACCCUGUCCCGGGACGCCUGGCGGGCCGUCGCCCGCCCGUCCCGGGACGCCAGGCGGGCCGUCGCCCGCCCGUCCCGGGAACCUCCCUGGCCCGGGCCGUCCCGCCCGCCGUCCCGGGACCUCCCUGGCGGGCCGUCGCCCGCCGUCCCGGGAACGCCUGGCCCGCCGUCGUGCCGUCCCGGGACGGGCCCUGGCGCCCGUCCGGCCCGGCCCGUCCCUUAGGGACCGCCUGGCGGGGCCGUCGCGCCGUCCCUGGGACGCCUGGCGACCGUCCGGCGGGGUCCCUCCCGGGACCCGCCCAGCCCGAGCGUCCCGGGACCGCCCGUUCCCGGGACGCCUGGAGCCGUCGCCCGCCCGCCGUCCCGGGACGCCUGGCGGACGCCUGGCGGGCCCGCGCCUCCCCACCCGUCCCGGGACGCCAGGCGGGCCGUCGCCCGCCCGUUUCCCGGGACGCCCUGGCGGGCCGUCGCCCGCCCAGUCCGGGACGGGCCCAGGCGGGCCUCGCCCGCCCCGUCCCCCCCGGACGCCUGGCGGGCCCGUCGCCCGCCCCGUCCCGUGGGACGCCUGGCGGGCCUCCGCCCCGGGCCGUCCCGGGACCACGUGCCCGCCCGUCGCCCGCCCUCCCGGGACUCCUGGCGGGCCGUCGCCCGCCCGUCCCGUGGGACGCCUGGGCUGGGCCGUCGCCCGCCCCCCGUCCCCGGGAGCGGCGGGCCGUCGCCCGCCCGUCCCGGAGGGACGCCAGGCGGGCCUCGCCCGCCCGUACCCGGGACGCCAGGCGGGCCUCGCCCGCCCGUUCCCCGGGACCCGCUUCCCGGGACGGGCCUGGCGGCCGUCGCGCCGUCCCGGGACGCCUGGCGGGCCGUCGCCCGCCCCGUCCCGGGACGCCUGGCAGGCCGUCGCCCGCCCUCCGGGACGCCUGGCGGGCCGUCGCCCGCCCGUCCGGGACGCCUGGCCGGGCCGUCCCGCGCCGUCCCGGGACGCCUGGCCGGGCCGUUCGCCCGCCCGUCCCGGAAGCCAGGCGGGCCUCGCCCGCCCGUCCCGUCCCGGGAAGUCCCGACCUGGCGAGCUUUGGCCCGCCCUCCCUAUAG